Messenger RNA from Microbotryum saponariae, 385 nucleotides. The record is from the annotation of a GenBank genome assembly. Lineage: Eukaryota; Fungi; Basidiomycota; Microbotryomycetes; Microbotryales; Microbotryaceae.
AUGAGAGCAAUGUACCUCUCCCUCAUCGGUUUCGCCCUCGCGAUCACCGUCGUUUAAGGGGCCGAUUCGAACGGCCGCCCCGCCUGUACACCAGAGAAUUGCCCCAGCGGCGAAUGUGAUGGAAAGAAUUGUUUGAAUGCUAAUAUCGCUGGGUGUGACGCUUGUGAUAAAGCGUGAGUGACCGUAGUGGGAGCACGUACCCGACGUCGCCGCUCGUUCGGCAGCCACCCGACCGAAACCCGGGAGCUACUUGCAUCGACAAUUCUCACGAUGCCAUUAUCUGACUAGUGUUCCUUUUUCCAUCAGGAACCAACACUGCUAUAAUUUCUGUAAUCAACCACAUACGUGCCCCAUCAAAUGUAAGGUUCACUGCGACAGUAGGUGA